Panicum hallii is the source of this 1735-nucleotide messenger RNA. Its product is annotated as protein ALP1-like. The record is from RefSeq and is a predicted model, not a curated record. The transcript is spliced from 2 exons. The coding region runs from base 328 to 1509 and encodes 393 amino acids. NCBI's taxonomy places the organism in Eukaryota, Viridiplantae, Streptophyta, Magnoliopsida, Poales, Poaceae.
GAGAGCAGGCUGGCCCUCUCUUCCUCGUCGUGCUCCUCCGCCCUCCUCCCCCCUCUCUCUCGCCGCUGCUUCUUUCCCCCACAAACUCCACACGCCACAGCGCAGGCACACGCGCCCCGCCCCGCCCUCCGCGUCUUUCACCCGAGCGCCACUCCCCAUGCCCUGCAUCCUCCGCGUGCCCCGCCACCGCGCGCCCGCAGCUUCCUCAUCCGCCCCCCUCGCCACCGCGACCGUGACGAGGCCUCCCAUGCCGGCCCCGGCUUCUUGAUUCGUCCCGCGCUUCCCGUGCUCCGGAGCCGCUCCUCUCGAUUCCGUCGCCGCGGCGCCAUGCCGCCGGUGCGCGGGGCCAAGCGCCGACGGAAGGCGGCGGCGGAGAAGAAGGCCGCCGCCGCAAUGGCAGCCGCCGCCGCCGCGGGCGCGGGCGGCCCGCCCGCAGACUGGUGGGACGGCUUCUGCAUGCGGAUGUCAGGAAUGUUAUCUUCUAUCGAGGAUGCACAAAGAUUUGAGUCUGUCUUUAAAAUGCCAAGAAGAGCUUUCGACUAUGUCUGCAGCUUGGUGAAAGAUGAAAUGAUGGUGAGGUCCAGCAGCUAUACCUUUCUUGAUGGGACAGUGCUUUCUUUAGAAGAUCGAGUGGCCAUCGCUCUGCGAAGGUUGAACUCUGGUGGGUCACUGGUGACUGUAGGAUCUUCUAUUGGCGUGAACCACUCGACCGUCUCGCUGAUAACUUGGAGGUUCAUUGAGGCCAUGGAGGAGCGAGCAAGCCACCACUUGCGCUGGCCAGACUCUGGCGAAAUGGAGAAGAUCAAAUCCAAGUUUGAGAAGAUCCAUGGUCUGCCAAACUGCUGUGGUGUUGUCGACACAACACACAUCACAAUGUGCCUUUCAUCAGCUGAACCGAAUUGUAAGGUCUGGCUUGAUCAGGAGAAGAACUACAGCAUGGUCUUGCAAGCUGUUGUUGAUGCAGAUACGAGGUUCACGGACAUCGUGACUGGGUGGCCUGGCAGCAUGAAAGAGUCGAGCAUUUUGCACAGCUCUGGCCUUUUCAAACUGUGCGAGAAAGGUGAGCGGCUGAAUGGCAGCAAGCUGAAGGUAUCGGAUGGAUCAGAAAUUGGGGAAUACUUGAUUGGUGACGCAGGGUACCCCCUUCUUCCCUGGCUCCUCACCCCGUACCAAGAAAAGGAUCUCACAGAGUCCAAUGCCGAGUUCAACAGGAGGCACUUUGCUGCAAGAACAGUCGCUCCGAGGACCUUGGCGAAGUUCAAGGACACAUGGAAGUUCCUGCAGGGAGAGAUGUGGCGCCCAGACAAGCAUAAGCUGCCCCGGAUAAUCCAUGUCUGCUGCUUGCUGCACAACAUAAUCAUAGACCUCCAGGACACAGCCAUUGAUGAGCAACGGGCAGCAUCGUGGAGCGACCACGAUGCGAAUUACAGGCAGCAGAUGUGCCAGUUAACUGACGAGAAUGGUGUCAGGGCACGGGACAAACUGUCCGAGCACCUGAUCGGCAGGUGACCGAGAGGAGGAAAACUUUGUGUGCAUGUGAAAUGAAAUAGGAAAGCACUGUUGUGCUUGUUUUCGCCUGAUGCCAGCAGCUCUGAAUCCUUUUUUAUGUUCAGUUUUGCAGAGUUGUAAGAGGGCAGAAGAGGGCAUCGGUCGUGACUAAUGGAACUCACUGUAAUCCUCUUGAGAGCUGUUGCAAACAUGUCAAAUCAAUCUGGCUCCUUUGGUUGGUUUAUCA